Molecule: messenger RNA, 1848 nt
Organism: Vigna radiata var. radiata (mung bean)
Lineage: Eukaryota; Viridiplantae; Streptophyta; Magnoliopsida; Fabales; Fabaceae
Product: geraniol 8-hydroxylase
Exons: 2
Coding region: 303-1796 (497 amino acids)
Molecular function (GO): iron ion binding; monooxygenase activity; oxidoreductase activity, acting on paired donors, with incorporation or reduction of molecular oxygen
Source: RefSeq, a predicted model, not a curated record
AGGAUGCUGUAGGUGGGUUAAGCCUGUGGUAGGUUCUGUGAGAUUUUAUCUCUAUAAAACUCAAGCUCUCCUGUGCUUUACAUAUUCAUCAUCUUCUCUACAUUUUCUCUCAAGAUCACAUCCUCACCGAACAUCAAAUCCUAAGUUUCUUCCUUCCUUCGCAUUUUUCUUCAUAUUUGACCGAUUGAAACAUCACUUUAUCACCAUUUCACCUGAUUAGCUCUCGAUCUAGAGCUUCAUAGUCAUUAUCCUUUGGACCUAAGAUCUAGCUCACGUCGCGUUUUUGGUGUUCUUCCUCGGAGAUGGAUUUUGUAAGCAGUGCCCUGCUCGUGCUGUUAGCAUGGACCUCCAUUCAUGCUACAUUUUCAUUCCUAAGAAGAUUCAGAAAACCACACCACAAACUUCCUCCUGGACCCUAUCCUCUUCCCAUCAUAGGAAACCUUCUUCAACUGGGUAACAAGCCCCACCAAUCAUUGGCCAAGCUUUCCAGCAUACAUGGCCCUCUGAUGAGUCUAAAGCUGGGCCAAAUAACCACCGUUGUGGUGUCUUCAGCUGAGAUGGCCAAAGAGGUGCUCGUAACCGACGACCACCUUCUGUCAAACCGAACCAUUCCCCAAUCUGUCUGUGUUCUGAACCACGAAAACUAUAGCCUUGCCUUCAUUCCCGUUUCCCCUCUUUGGCGCGACUUGAGGAAAAUAUGCAAUGGCCAGUUGUUUGCACGCAACUCUCUCGAUGCUAGCCAAGAUGUUAGGCGUAGCAAAGUGCAACAACUCCUAUCCGAAAUCCACCGAUGCUGCGAAAGCGGUGAAGCAGUGGAUAUUGGAACAGCAAUCUUCAAGACCACCAUCAAUUUAUUAUCAAACACCAUUUUCUCCGUGGAUUUGGCUCAAUCUUCUGACAAAGCCGGAGAGUUCAAAGAACUGAUCACCAAUAUCACCAAACUGGUUGGAAUACCAAACCUGGCCGAUCAUUUUCCUGUCUUGAAGAUGGUUGAUCCACAAGGCAUAAAAAAACGUCAGGCUAAGAAUGUGAAGAAGGUGUUGGACAUCUUUUCCCACUUGGUUGACCAAAGGUUGAAGCAAAGAGAAGGUACACACGUUGACGUGCAGAACGACAUGUUAGACUCUCUUCUCAACAUCUCUGGGGAGAAGAAGAUGAUGGACAAAACAAUGAUUCAACAUUUGUCACAUGAUUUGUUUGUUGGGGGAACUGAUACGACGACGUCUACAGUGGAAUGGGCGAUGAGUGAGUUAGUACGCAAUCCAAAGAUUAUGUCAAAGGCAACAGAAGAGUUGGAGUUAAGCAUUGGUAGAGGUAACCCAGUGAAAGAAUCAGACAUUGGAAGACUUCCGUACUUGGAAGCUAUAAUAAGAGAGACACUUCGGUUGCAUCCACCAGUUCCAUUUUUACUGCCUCGAAAAGCUGAGACAGAUGUAAACGUAUGUGGGUACACUAUCCCAAAGGAUGCAAAGGUACUGGUGAAUGUAUGGACUAUUGGAAGGGAUUCGAGCAUUUGGGAGAAUCCAAAUUCGUUUUGUCCAGAGAGAUUUCUGGGGUCAGACAUUGAUGUUAAAGGGAGGAAUUUUGAACUGACACCCUUUGGGGGUGGGAGGCGAAUAUGCCCUGGCAUUUUGUUGGCUACGAGGAUGAUGUUCCUAAUGUUGGGUUCCUUAAUUAACUCCUUUCACUGGAAACUUGAAGAUGGCUUCCAACCCCAAGAUAUGAACAUGGAGGAGAAAUUUGGGAUCACCUUACAGAAGGCUCGACCAUUACGACUUGUUCCUGUCAAAAAAUAAACAAGAAUAAAAAACCUAAUAAAUAUUUAAAUAAAAAGUGUGUCAUUUUACA